AUGGCACCUUAUUAUAGUUCUGCCCCCACUACCAUAUCCAUAUGACCAUUUAAAUACCAUCAAUCUCAUCGUCUUCACAACAAUCUCUCAUACACAAAAUCCUCUUCUCCUUCUUCUUCUUGUUCUGUUUCUCUCAAUUUCUCUGUACUUCAAAACCAAUUACCAUGGUUGUUCUAUCGCAACCAGCAGUACUAGACCCGCUGUCUCUAAUCAAAACAUGCAAACCCACAAGUGUUUUCACUGGAAUUCCAGAGAUAGACCUCACAGACCCUGAAGCCAAGACUCUAUUGGUCAAGGCCUGUGAAGAGUUUGGAUUCUUCAAGCUUGUCAAUCAUGGUGUCCCUUUAAAUUUCAUGACCAGGUUGGAAGAACAGGCCUUGAAUUUCUUUACUCUCUCUCAGUCUGAGAAAGACAAGGUUGGACCUCCUGAUCCUUUCGGCUAUGGCAGCAAGACAAUUGGUCCUAAUGGCGAUGUUGGUUGGAUUGAAUAUCUCCUCCUCAACACCAACCCCCAAAUCAAUUCCCACAAAACUCUCGCCAUUUUCCGCGCAAACCCAGAAAUUUUCCGCUCAGCGGUUGAAGACUACAUAUCGGCGAUGAAAAGCGUGGGGUGUGAAGUGUUGGAAUUGAUCGCAGAUGGGUUGGGGAUUGAGCCAAGGAAUGUGUUGAGCAGGCUAUUGAAGGACGAGAAGAGUGACUCGUAUUUCAGGCUAAACCAUUAUCCACCAUGUCCAGAACUGCAAGCAUUGAGUGGUCGUAAUUUGGUUGGGUUCGGGGAGCACACAGACCCUCAAAUUAUCUCUGUAUUGAGAUCCAACACCACAUCAGGCCUGCAAAUCUGUCUCAAAGAUGGGUCUUGGGUUGCAGUCCCAUCUGAUCCCUAUUCCUUGUUCAUCAUUGUUGGUGACUCCCUCCAGGUGAUGACUAAUGGAAGGCUAAGGAGUGUGAAGCACAGAGUUUUGGCGGACACAAAGAGAUCAAGGAUUUCAAUGAUAUACUUUGGAGGUCCACCUUUAAGUGAAAAGAUAGCACCAUUAGCAUCACUAAUGGAAGAAGGAGAAGAGAGUUUAUACAAGGAAUUCUCAUGGUCUGAAUACAAGAAGUCUGCUUACAAGUCAAGGUUGGCCGAUUACAGGCUCGGACUAUUUGAGAAACCCACCUCCAUAAUCCAAUGAAAAAUCCCAGAAUUCCCCCCUAUUAUAGCAUAUAUAUAUAUAUAAAUAAGGGUUUAGAGUCAAAGGUGAAAAUAGAGGUUGGAAAAUGUUGACUUGCAACUUGCCAUAUGUGUACAUAUGAAAAGUUAAUAUAUGUGAAAUCAGGCAAGGGACCUAUUUUAUGGUUGGAUUUCCAAUAAUUGUUGACUAGUCUUUGAUUGUAUAAUUAGAAAAAUGUCACUAUCAAAUCAGACCAUGAAUGGCAAUAUUUGUUUCAACACUGAAAGAGAAUGGGAGUUGGAAGUGACAGCUUUUCUAGUAUCUAGGGAACAGAGCAUAAAUAAGGAGGACAUAUGAUCCUUGGAAUGAAGAUU
This is a messenger RNA of Tripterygium wilfordii, 1528 nucleotides long. RefSeq names its product gibberellin 2-beta-dioxygenase-like. The record is from RefSeq and is a predicted model, not a curated record. The transcript has 3 exons. NCBI's taxonomy places the organism in Eukaryota, Viridiplantae, Streptophyta, Magnoliopsida, Celastrales, Celastraceae. Gene Ontology annotation, biological process: response to light stimulus; gibberellin catabolic process. The coding region runs from base 165 to 1175 and encodes 336 amino acids.